AUGGUUAGAAGCGGACGAGACCGUGAUAGGGAUCGCGAUCGCAGGCGUUCCCACAGCCGCUCAGCUUCGCCAGAUCGUAAACGCAGACGUUCCCGAUCGCGGAGUAGAGAUCGCACUUCCAAGUCUUCUAAAAGAAAACGUAGCCGUAGCAGAGAUAGGGAGUCUAAGAGAGACCGAAGCAGAGACAGAGAUCGGGAUAGAAAAAGUGAUAAACGAGAUGACAAACGGAAUGGCUCCGGCAGUAAGUCGUCAAGGAAGAAGACUCCUGAAAAGGAUAGGACCAAAGAAAGAUCAAAAUCAAAGGAAAAGUCAAUAAAAACAGAAUCAAGUGAAUAUAACUUAGGCUCUGUUGAUAAGGAAGAAGAGCAAAGCCGUCUAGAAGCAGAGAUGCAGAAACGACGAGACCGCAUUGAGCGUUGGCGUGCAGAACGAAAACGUAAGGAACUGGAAUCUGCAAAGAAGGAAGUACAGAAAGGUAGUUUGGUCACCAACAUUCAGACGGCAGCUGUAAAGAAAUGGUCUUUAGAAGAUGAUUCUGGUGAUGAAGGUGAGGAUGGAGAGACUAAAGAAAAACAAAACACUGAAGAGAAAAAGGAAGAAGAGGAUGAAAUUGAUCCUUUGGAUGCUUACAUGCAGGAAGUGCAACAAGAAGUUCGGAAGGUAAAUCAAAUGGAUCAGUCGAGAGGUUUAAUAAGUGUUCCUUCUGGAGGUGGUACUGGUGUGGUCAUUCUUACUGGAACGGCUAAAAAGAAGGUCACAGAACAAAAGAAUAAAGGUGAAUUAAUAGAACAGAACCAAGAUGGGCUAGAAUAUUCGUCAGAGGAAGAAACUGAAGAUAUUAAAGAUGCUGCGGCAACUCUCGCUUCUAAACAAAGGAAGGAGCUAGCCAAAGUUGAUCAUGCCAGUUUACACUAUAUGCCUUUCAGAAAAGCGUUUUACACUGAGGUGAAUGAAUUAGCAAGAAUGACUCCAGAAGAAGUAGAAGCUUACAGAACAGAGUUAGAGGGUAUACGUGUCAAGGGCAAGGGAUGUCCGAAGCCAAUAAGGACGUGGGCGCAUUGUGGUAUCAGUAAGAAAGAGAUGGAUAUAUUAAAGAAAUUGAAUUUUGAGAAACCAACGCCCAUACAGGCUCAAGCCAUACCAGCUAUCAUGUCUGGAAGGUAA
This is a messenger RNA of Parnassius apollo (apollo), 1164 nucleotides long. Lineage: Eukaryota; Metazoa; Arthropoda; Insecta; Lepidoptera; Papilionidae. The record is from the annotation of a GenBank genome assembly.